This is a messenger RNA of Microthlaspi erraticum, 939 nucleotides long. NCBI's taxonomy places the organism in Eukaryota, Viridiplantae, Streptophyta, Magnoliopsida, Brassicales, Brassicaceae. The record is from the annotation of a GenBank genome assembly.
AUGGAACAACCACAAGGGUUUGAGAAGGGAACUCAGGUCUGUUUGCUACAGAGGUCGCUGUAUGGGUUGAAGCAAUCUCCACGACAGUGGAAUUUGAGGUUUGAUGAGUUUAUGAAGAAACAGAAAUAUACAAGAAGCAAGUUUGACUCUUGUGUAUAUUUCAAGUGUUUUGGUGACAAGGAUUAUGUUUACUUGCUACUAUACGUUGAUGAUAUGUUAGUAGUAGCAAAAGACAUCAAGGAGAUCACAAGACUGAAGCACAUCUUAAGUAGAGAAUUCGAGAUGAAGGAUCUCGGAGCAGCUAGAAGAAUACUUGGGAUUGAUAUUUUCAGAGACCGAAAAAGAGGUAUUCUUCAAUUAUCUCAGCAAGAUUAUCUUGAAAGAGUUCUUAAAGAUUAUGGUAUGUUGGAAUCUAGAUCAGUUCAGACCCCUAUUGGUACUCAUUUUAAACUAUCUAGUACUAAGGCAGAGGAUAUGGCUGAAACUGAGGUUGAGAUGAAAGACAUACCUUAUUCUAAUGCUGUUGGAAGUCUCAUGUAUGCUAUGGUUAGCACAAGACCUGAUAUUGCUCACGCUGUGGGACUUGUAAGCAGAUUCAUGAGCUCACCUUGCAAAGAUCAUUGGAUGGUAGUUAAAUGGGUGUUACGAUACAUAAGGAAUACAACAGAUUUCAAGCUAACAUUCACCAAGUCAGAUAAGUUUGAAGUCAAAGGCUAUUGUGAUAGUGACUAUGCUGCAGAUUUGGACAGAAGGAGGUCAAUUACCGGUUAUGUCUUUCAGGCUGGUGGGAAUACUAUCAGUUGGCGUUCUGGACUUCAGCAUAUCGUGGCUCUAUCAACGAUAGAAGCGGAGUAUAUGGCUCUGGUUGAAGCAGCUAAAGAAGCUCUCUGGUUGAAAGGGAUUGUUGGUGAAUUGGGUUUUCCACAGGAAAAAGUUUAA